AUUCACGCUCUAGUCAAAAUGGCCAUCCUCAGCGCUAAGCAGGUUAACGUUGCGGCCUCGGCCCGCUCCGCCAAGGUGGUGGUGCCGAUGGUUCCCCGCGCUGCCGCCGGCCCCGUGGCCCGCGGUGUCGCGGCUCGUGUCGCUGCCGCCCCUGCGCCUGUGGUUGCUGCCAAGUCCAGCCGUCGCAGCUCCGUGGUCGUUCGCGCGACCGCUGCCCCGGUCGCCCAGGUUCGCACCGCUGAGGGCCUGCAGGUCCCCCACGGCCCCGCUGCCAAGCUGGUCAACCUGAUGGCGCCUGCCUCGGAGCACGCUGCCCUGAAGGCUGCCUGCAACAAGCGCAUCGAGCUGAGCGACCGCAACGCGUGCGACGUCGAGCUGCUGACCGUGGGCGCGUUCUCCCCCCUGGAGGGCUUCAUGAACAAGGCGGAGUACGACUCCGUCGUCGCCAACAUGCGCAUGACCAACGGCCUGCUGUUCGGUCUGCCCAUCGUGCUGGACACCGACUCGGAGGACAUCGUGCCCGGCGACAAGCUGCUGCUGACCUACCAGGGCCAGGACCUCGCGGUCAUGACCGUGGACUCCAAGUUCACCCCCAACAAGCCGCUGGAGUGCCUCAAGUGCUACGGCACCUCCUCGCUGGAGCACCCUGCCGUGCAGAUGGUGGCCAUGGAGCGCGGCAAGUACUACAUCGGCGGCCCCAUCAAGGGCCUGGCCCUGCCCACCCGCGUCUUCCCCUGCGCCUCGCCCGCCGACGUGCGCUCCACGCUGCCUGCCAACCAGGACGUGCUGGCCUUCCAGUGCCGCAACCCCAUCCACAAGGCCCACUACGAGCUGUUCAUUCGCGCGCUGGACGCGCCCAACGUGCGCAACCCCGGCGCCGUGUGCCUGGUGCACCCCACCUGCGGCCCCACCCAGGACGACGACAUCCCCGGCGUGGUCCGCUUCCGCACCUAUGAGGUGCUGAAGGAGGAGACCAAGAACCCCCGCCUGCGCUGGGCCUACCUGCCCUACUCCAUGCACAUGGCCGGCCCCCGUGAGGCCAUCCAGCACAUGAUUAUCCGCAAGAACUACGGCUGCACGCACUUCAUCAUCGGCCGCGACAUGGCCGGCUGCAAGUCGUCCAUCAGCGGACAGGACUUCUACGGCGCCUACGACGCCCAGGACCUGGCCAACAAGCACGCGGCGGAGCUGAACAUGCAGACCGUUGCCAGCCUCAACAUCGCCUACACCGAGGAGAAGGGCUACGUCACCGCAGACAUCGCCAAGGCGGAGAACCUGCACGUGCUCAACCUGAGCGGCACCAAGUUCCGCCAGAUGCUGCGCGCCGGCGACGACAUCCCCGAGUGGUUCGCCUUCAAGUCGGUGGUGGCCGUGCUGCGCGAGCAGAUCCAGAGCGAGGCCAACUAAGCGCUUGCCUGAUACUGAAGCGCCUAGUGGUGAUGGUGUCGACUGGCCAGCCCCUGGCAGGGAGCAGCAGGAGGGCCUGAAAGAAGGGGACCUGCGCAAGGGCUGCCCUGGCGAGGAGGACGCUGGCGCUGCUGUUGACGGGCUUGGCCCCGAGAUCUGGGUGUGCCGGGAAACGUGUGACCGUAGUACGUGCCGCGUGGUGUGGUGUGGUGUCGCAUGACGUUUGUUACGAGGCAGCAGGUGUGACCCAGCCGUGUGACCUUGUGUGGGUGAGUGGUUUGUUGGUGAGCAGCUGGUUUCGGGUGCAAACUGAGGCUUCUUCCCAUGGAGCUGAUGCACUAUCGAGGUGACUACUGGGGGGGGUGCGUGGUGCGCGAGGAGGUUGCCUGGCUCUUGUCGCAAUUUUCAAGGACAGCGGCGGGCUGGGCAGUGAGGCACUUUGACUGUGCUUGACGUGAUUCGUGGACGCUUGGACAAAUGUAAUUUUGGGAUGUGCUUGGCCCACCGCCUCACGCAGCACGACGAUGCGUGGGUGGGAUGAAGUGAGGAGGGAUUAGCAGCACAUGGGGGAUGGUGCAUGCGUGGCACACCGUAGGUUGACGGGGAUGCACAGGCGGCGUCCGUCAAGACUGUACCUCCAGGUACCUCCUGGCACGCGUACCCAACCCCUCAACCCUCAGAAUGCCGCAGUGGAAGCAUGGGUUCACCACUGCACAGGAGAGACAUGCCCUUUGCCUGGCCUUUGGAAAUCUCCGCUGCACCACCUCGCAGCACCUAGUCUCACGCCAUGCAAGCUUUGUGGCACAUAUGCGCCCUGUAGACAGCCCCGCUCCAGUACCACCGAAGACGAC
Chlamydomonas reinhardtii is the source of this 2258-nucleotide messenger RNA. RefSeq lists its product as uncharacterized. Lineage: Eukaryota; Viridiplantae; Chlorophyta; Chlorophyceae; Chlamydomonadales; Chlamydomonadaceae. Gene Ontology annotation, biological process: sulfate assimilation. Gene Ontology annotation, molecular function: sulfate adenylyltransferase (ATP) activity. The coding region runs from base 19 to 1407 and encodes 462 amino acids. The transcript is spliced from 5 exons. The record is from RefSeq and is a predicted model, not a curated record.